AUGUCAGCGAUUGCACCUAUUACCGGGAGCCUCAAGAAGCGGAUUAUGAAAGAUAUCGCCGUCGGGAUGGGCCUGGGCACGGUGCUGGGCAGCUACUGGUGGUGGGGCUUCCACAAGCCCAAGAUUGCCGCGCGGGAGAACUACUACACACAGCUGGCGGAGCAGAAGGCGGCGGAAGAGUAG
Eremothecium gossypii ATCC 10895 is the source of this 183-nucleotide messenger RNA. RefSeq names its product cytochrome c oxidase subunit VIIa (gene COX9). Lineage: Eukaryota; Fungi; Ascomycota; Saccharomycetes; Saccharomycetales; Saccharomycetaceae. Gene Ontology annotation, biological process: mitochondrial electron transport, cytochrome c to oxygen. Bases 1 to 183 code for a protein of 60 amino acids. The transcript has a single exon. The record is from RefSeq and is marked provisional.